This is a messenger RNA of Cottoperca gobio, 3631 nucleotides long. RefSeq names its product ganglioside induced differentiation associated protein 2 (gene gdap2). NCBI's taxonomy places the organism in Eukaryota, Metazoa, Chordata, Actinopteri, Perciformes, Bovichtidae. The transcript has 14 exons. Bases 263 to 1750 code for a protein of 495 amino acids. The record is from RefSeq and is a predicted model, not a curated record.
CGCUGCAGCAAUAAGCACCUAGCAUACAGGCUAAAUGUGUAAACCUGGUUAAUUGGCACUUUUGAACUAGAUUUUUGACCGCUUUUAGGAUCACUUUGCUCGCUAGUAUGAGAACUCAGUGGAAAGACAACACAUCCUGAAUCUACAAAUUGUCGGGUUAAGAUUAAUUGUUUUGACGUGGACAUCACAACUGCCUGGAGGAAAUACAACUGCCGAGCGGCUGCUUGGAGGUCCAGCGCCAGCCCGUAGUGCCAGAGGUGGGAUGGAUCCUCUGGGCGCUCGCUCCCAGUUCGUGGACAUCCAGACUCUCCCGACGUGGCAGCAGCAGCUGGGUGAGGAUGGAGAGGAGACACCGCUGGACCAGAGCGACAGCCUGCUCAGCCAGGAGGCCUUCCCCUCGCCCUUCCCCUUUAGACCGGACAUCAACCGCAAGAUCAUCCUCUUCUGCGGUGACAUCGCCCUGCUGAACUGCACCGCCAUCUUGAACACCAGCAACGAGUCGCUGACCGACAAGAACACGGUGUCGGACAGCGUCCACCAGCUCGCUGGGCCCGAGCUGCGAGACGAGCUGCUCAAACUCAAAGGGUGUCGGACAGGAGAGGCGAAGCUGUCCAAAGGCUUCAACCUGGCAGCGAGGUUCGUCGUCCACACGGUGGGACCAAAAUACAAAGCGAAGUACAGGACGGCGGCGGAGAGCUCGCUGUACAGCUGCUAUAGGAACACGAUGCAGCUGGCCGUAGAGCUGUCGAUGGCGUCUGUUGGCCUCUGUGUGGUGAGCACGACCAAAAGAGGUUACCCACUGGAGGACGCUACACACAUCGCUUUCAGAACUGUGCGCAGGUUCCUGGAGAAUCAUGGGAACAGCCUGGAGACGGUGGUGUUCGCCGUGUCAGACACAGAGAAGUCGGUGUAUAAGAGGUUACUGCCUCUGUACUACCCUCGCUCAGAGGAAGAGGAGAAGGCCUGCCUGCCUCUCAUCCCUGCUGACAUCGGCAACUCUGAGGGUGAACCCGUCGUCCCGGAGAGACAGAUCCGCAUCGCAGAGAAACCCGGGACGGUUGAAGAUGAUCCUGAAGAGGAGAGUCUGGAGUCCGAUCUGGGUCAGGUGGGGAAUCACGCUUUCGCCCGGAUGGAAGGUGACGUGGACAAACAGCGGAAACAGAUCCUGCAGGGCCAGAUGUCCGAGGUGGCCAUCCAGAAACAACACCAGAGGAAUUACAAUCGCUGGCUGUGUCGGGCGAGAGCGGAGGAUCUGUCGGACAUCGCUGCACUGAAAGCCUUAUAUCAAACUGGUGUGGACAUGUGUGGCAGGACAGUCAUGAUUCUGGUUGGACGAAACAUCCCAGUGACUCUCAUCGACAUCGAGAAGGCCCUGCUGUACUUCAUCCACGUGAUGGACCACAUCACAGUGAAGGAGUAUGUGAUUGUUUACUUCCACACGCUGACCGGCGAGCACAACCACCUGGACUCCGACUUCCUCAAGAACCUCUACGACAUCGUGGACGCCAAGUUUAAAAAGAAUUUAAAGGCCUUCUACUUUGUACAUCCAACAUUUCGCUCUAAGGUGUCAACGUGGUUCUUCACCACCUUCAGUGUGUCGGGGAUGAAGGACAAGGUUCGCUACCUGGACAACCUGCAGCAGCUCUUCACCUGCAUCAAACCUGAGCAGAUCGACAUCCCUCCGUUUGUCCUGGAUUAUGACGCAAGGGUGAAUGGACCGUACCAUCGCUCCCAGUCCUCCAGUCUGUGACGGGGUCGGACCCUCCCCCCCCCCCCCCCCCCCCCCACUGGGGUGACGAGAUGGUGGAAGCCGUUCAUGGACUUGGUGUUGCCCGUGUGCUCUGACCUCCUCCUUCCUUUAGUUCUCUUCCUGUCAAAAGGACGGUUUAACAGUCUGAGCCGACAUUCUCUCGCCACAGACUAUUGGUGGAUCCGGUAAUACUUCCUGGAUUAUGCCUUACACCAACAUUUCUUCUUCUGCAGUUUCCCCUCAAACAUCCGUAAAUAUGAAUUUCCAUGUCGAGCCUGACAGUUUUGCUCAAAGCGUUUUCCAUCGUGUGGUCGUGUCCGACGUCCUCGCCCAUGUCUCAGAGCAUUGUCAGACGCUGGAGUCGGAUGACGUCCGUCUGGGUUUCCACAACGUCGCUGGACGGAAGUAAAGCCCCCCCCUCUCUGCUCUCGGGGCACGUCAGGGGAGAGGAAACAUUCCGUCUAUGUUCGCUAAGAUAAACAUUAACUUCAUAUCUCAAAGUUACAUUUAUCCAAGAGUUCUUGUUGAUCGCUUUGAAUCCACUCAGUGUUUGGGAAAAUGUUCCACGGUUGUUGGAAGUACUGCUGCUCGUUUUUCUUGCAGGAAGUUUUGUAAUUUCUCACGUUAUGGUGUGUCUGGAAGGCAGCAGGGACAUAUUUAGUUUUUAGUUUCUCACAUAAUAUGCUGCCUUUUUUCAGUUUGCUGUAAAUCGAAUACUUUUUGUUUUUUUGGACUUUUGGUUGCACAAAAGAAAAGUAUAAUUUAGGACGUCCUCUGGGUCAGAACGUGUUCUUCUUCUGCAGCAGUGUCUGUGUAACGAUGCCGAGCGUCCUUCCUGUCUGCAGUUAUCCACCAGGAGGCUUUUAUCCUCCCACUGCACCUACACAUUGCUUACACAUUGUUCUGCAAUGUUACAUUUAGUCUUGUGGAAGGCUGGCUGGUGUUUAGCUGCUCUGAUAUUCACUCUUAGUUUCAGGGUACAGAUGUUUCUCCUCCUCUAACCAAUGGAGCCAUUCUUUUGUUUUGUGGCCUGUCUGUUAAAAAAUUAGCGUUUUUCUCCUUAUUUGCACAUCAGCUGUUCUUUUUUUACAAAACACACGUUGUUUGAUUUUAACUUGGACUACCAGACCGGACGGGUUUACUUCAGCAGUUGCACAUUAAACAUACUGAACUUUGAAAGCAUUCCUGGGAUUGUCUAACCCUUCGAGCAGUCGUUGUGCAGCAGCAAACUGUCUGGUACUUUAAGAUCUAUCAUAAUCACAGUAAGCGUAUGUGACUGUUGGGAAGGAUUCCUCGUGCACGUCGUCGCCCCGUCACUCAAUCUGCACAUCUUUUAAAUCAUUGCUGCUCCUCGUGGCGAAGCUGAAGAUGUUCUCAAUCCUGACACCGAAGCACGAGACGUGACGUUUACAGAGUUCAGCGUGAAAACUUCUUAAAUUUCCAUUUCUGUUUCAAACAUUGUAAUUUACAUGUUGUUGUAGAUCAUCCAACUCCAUUGCUGUACUUUAUUUUAAAUUGAUAAACAAUCGAUCGAUGCGUAAAGAAAAUGCAAGCAGACUUUUAAUCUUUAAUGUCUUUAAAUCUUGUUUUUCCUAAAAGGAAAUGAGAUUUAAAGACGAGUUGUUGACCAUGUCAAGAAUAUGACUCCAUCAUGAAGACUUUGCUUCAGAUAACAUCCAUUAAACAUUCAACAUUAACUGUGAUUAUGUCAGAAUGUAUAUAAAUGAUGAGCCAAACUUUGACUUCCUGGAAAUGUAUAUAUAUCUUUUUUUAUGAUUUCAAAGUGAAGUGUUGGGUUUGUUUUCCACAACUUCUGAGAUUUACAGUAAUGUUUUAAUAUAUGCAUAUACACACUGAUUAAAAUGAUGUUCCUCUUUGAAA